Molecule: messenger RNA, 2882 nt
Organism: Drosophila elegans
Lineage: Eukaryota; Metazoa; Arthropoda; Insecta; Diptera; Drosophilidae
Exons: 7
Coding region: 100-2778 (892 amino acids)
Source: RefSeq, a predicted model, not a curated record
GAGCGGCAUAGCUAGGAGAAAGCUUUGGACGGCACACAUCAGUUCACAGCCGUUCUCGCAAUUGAACGGACGUACGAAAUUCGGGAGCUCCAGUUCACGAUGGGUCUGCGUAGUUCCAAGUCAAAAAAGAGCUAUGAAGUGGUCGUUGCCAGCACUCAGAAUCAGAAAAAGGCCUCGAUGAAAAGUUCUCGGUCAACUAAUACGAAAAUUGAGGGGUCACCCACUCAAUCUGAGCGACCAAACCCUAGCUCGGUAAUAGAGGAGAGCAAUUUGAAACCUAAGUGGCUCAAUGAAACGCUAUUCGAGGCAUUACUCACCGCGAAUGUCGCUCAGUUCUCAAAGAUAGUGGGUUUUCGGGUAACACCCGCCAUGGCCCCUGGAGAGAACUAUGCCACUCUGAUGCUGAGGAUCAGCAUAGAUGUGGAGCUAAUUGACAAGAGCACCAAACUGGUCUCCUUCAUGAUGAAGGUACCACACAAAACGCCCCAAAUGGAACAGUUGCUGGCCAUGGCCAACUUUUUCAAUAGCGAGAAUGCAGUGUACUCGGAUAUUUUGCCAAAAUUGGAGGAGCUUUACAAGGUCAAGGGGCUGGACAUCACCUUCGCACCCAAAGCAUUUCAACUGGACUCCAAAAAAGAACCCAACUUGGCCAACACAGUGCUCAUGAAUGACAUGGGCCAGGAUGGCUUCAAGAACUUAAAUCGCCUGGAAUGCCUAAACUUGGAACAAACUAAGUUUGCACUGAAAAAAAUGGCCCAAUUUCAUGCGGCAUCUGCCAUGAAUGCGCAGGUGAAUGGACCCUAUGCAGAUAUGUAUGUGAAUGGAGCCUUCGGUGGAAACAAAGAGGUUUUGAUGGCAUUUUUCGAAGGAAUGAUUUCCUCCUUCCGAUUAGCUUUUAUGGCCAACCUGAAGAACUUUGAUAACGGCGAAGAAUUCCGUGAAAAGCUGGAAUCGGCAUUCUCGCAAAUCACUUUAGACUUGGAACAUCUAAUGAAAGUCGAUCCCACUGAGUUCAAUGUACUGAACCAUGGUGACUGCUGGAUGAACAACCUGCUGUUCAAGGUCGACUCUAAGGGCGAAGUGGAAGACAUGGUGUUUGUCGACUUCCAGAACCCCAAAUACGGCUCUCCCACUCAGGACUUGUUCUAUCUAUUAAUCACCUCGGUGCACAUAGACUACAAGCUGGAUUACUUUGACUUCUUCAUCAAGCACUACCACGAACAGUUGACCAAGCACUUGGAUAUUUUGGGUUACAACGGUAAACGGCCCUCGCUGAGGGAGCUCCACAUGCAGAUGUACAAGAACGGAAGUUGGGCCCUGUUCCCCUCAAUAAGUGUGCUGCCCGUAGUGCUCCUGGAUCCAAAUGAGUCGGCCACGUUUGAGAAUUUCCUUGGCGACACCGAGACAGGCGCCAAAUUCAAGAACCUCUUGUAUGCCAACAAGCGCUACAAGGGCUACAUCGAAAAGAUUCUACCCUGGUUGGACAAUAGAGGUUUCUUGGAGGGCUACACUCAGCCCACGCCAACUGAAACAGCUUUAUUGGAUCAUUGCGUAAAUCCCAACCAGAUUCUAGACUGGCUAAGUGUAAGCGACUUUGAAGAGAUCAUUUCCUCCAACGAACCCCAGUUUCAGAAGAUUGUGAGCGGUGCUUGGAGUUCGGCCACGAAGGCAGGUGACAACUUCGCCUCCAAGCUUUUAAAGAUUGAUAUACAAGCACAACUCAGAGAUAAAAGUGUCAAGACCUACUCCUACAUACUGAAAGUGCAACCACCGAAAACCACUGACAACUUCAUCGACCUUAAUAUGUUUCCCAAGGAAAUGGAGAUGUAUCGCAAACAUGUGCCAGCCUUCGAGAAACUCUAUAAGGAGGCAGGCUUGACGGUCACUUUUAGCCCAAAGUCCUUCGUGCUUAGUAAACCUGUGAAGGAAGAAUAUCUCUUAAUGGAGAAUCUUCAGACAAAUGGCUUCAAAAUGGCUGAUCGCAUGAAGGGAUUGGACAUGGAGCACACAAAGAGCUCACUCAAGAAACUGGCCCAAUGGCAUGCGGCUUCCAUCAAGUACAAGGAACUCAAUGGAUCCUACUCCCCUCUGUAUAACGAUGGAAUUUAUAUUGAGCAGACGAGGGAUCUGUACCAUAAUAUGUUUGCCCAGGCCAAGUACACGUAUAUUGAUAUAUUUGGAAAGUUAAAGGGCGCCGGGGAAUAUCUGCAUAAGCUGUCACGUAUUUUGGACAACCAUGUAGACCAGGUCAUCGAAGAUGCCAAAAUCAAUGAGGCAGAGUUUAAUGUACUUAAUCAUGGCGAUGCCUGGAUAAACAACAUUAUGUUUCAAUACGACUCUGAGGGGAAACUGAGGGAAACCGCGUUGCUUGAUCACCAGAAUGCGAAAUACGGCAACCCAGCUCAAGAUCUUUACUAUUUCCUAAUGAGCUCUGCAGAGCUUGCAAUCAAGGUCGAUAAGUUUGAUUAUCUGAUCAAGUGGUAUCAUGAAAAUCUAGUGGAGCACGCGAUUUUGUUGAAAUACAACGGAUUUGUACCCUCCCUAAGUGAACUGCACUCUAUUUUGUUAGAACAUCCAGCUUUUGCUGUUGGCACAGUGAUCAGUACCCUAACCGUUUGCCUGAAUCAGGCCGAUGAGACCUUAAAUCCUGAAGCAUUUUUCCUCGAAACGCCGGAAUCGGAAGCCUUUAGACGGCAGCUACUUGGUAACGAGCGUUACAAGGCCCAUAUUGAGCGGGUUUUCCCUUGGCUCGCUAGAAGAGGUCUACUUGAGCCUUAAAAACACUAUUCAAAAUGUGAUACGAUUUACGAAAGGAGUCUUCCGUUGGACAAUUACACCGAGAAAAUAAGCAAAUAAAACAAACUUUGGCUUAAAUUAUUUAC